AUGUACGGAUACUUAAUAGAUAAUUAUAAUGCAACUGAUCAAGAAAUUGAAUAUAUUGAAGAAUUAACUAAAUUACGUUCAAAAAGACGUGAUUCACCUUAUUUUAAUAAAAAUCCGUCAAUUGUUAUUGAUAAUUUUUUAUUUCAUGGUGAUUUGGGACAUGCAUCAAAUCUACAACUAUUAAAACAGUUAGAUAUUCGUCAUAUUAUCAAUAUAUGUGAUUUUCCAUUGGAUAAAAAGAUAAUGAGUGCGUUUAAUGUAUUGCAUAUUAAUUUGGAUGAUUCAAUGGAAGUUGACAUUAAACAACAUUUUGAUAAAACAAAUCAGUUUUUAAAAACAUGUAAAGAAAAAAAUGAAAAAGUUCUUGUUCAUUGUCAGAUGGGAAUAUCUCGAUCAUCGACCAUUGUUCUUGCCUAUUUAAUGAAAUAUCACCAUGACACAUUAUUCAAAGCAUACGAUUUUCUACUAGAUAAGCGUCGACAAGCAUCACCGAAUCAUGGUUUUCUUCUUCAACUUAUUCGUUAUGAACAAGAACUAAGAGCAACAAAAGAAAUUGACACUGGAAAAGGUGAUAUUCAAAAUCCAAUUGAAAUAGUAGAGACGAAAGUGGAAGACAAACUGGAACUUUGA
This is a messenger RNA of Didymodactylos carnosus, 630 nucleotides long. Lineage: Eukaryota; Metazoa; Rotifera; Eurotatoria; Philodinida; Philodinidae. The record is from the annotation of a GenBank genome assembly.